AGGAAAUCCUAACCGACAAUGGGGCUGAAUUCAGGGGAGAAGUGUUAAGGAAUCUGGUCCUACAUGGUGUCGCCAUACGGAACACUGCACCUCACAUGUCACAGUCCAACGGGCUGGUCCAAAACGCUAACCGGGUGAUAAAGACAGCGUUGCGACGAAACAUCGCGGCACGGGAUCCGAGACCUUGGCCCGAUAUCGUCGAUCACAUCCUGGCGGUCCAUCGCGGAACGCCCCACGAAUCGACGGGGCUAAGCCCCUUCCAAUUAAGGACCAAUAGUGUCGCUUGCAUUUCGAUACCGAGCCUCCCGGAUGAGACUACAUUAACCCGGCGGCCCACCAGGACCACGGCUCGGGACAAGGCCAAACGACACCUAGAAUUAAUGGAACGGUCGCUGCCCAGGCUAGCUCGAAAGCGACAGAAAAUGACCGAACUAGCCCAGGGCCGACAGGUCCGGAGCUACGAAGCCCGAAAUGGGAAUGCGGGUCCACGGCCCCAGUACAAAUUGAGGGACGUGGUGCAGGUGAGGAAAUGUGCUUGCCAGGGUAAGCUAGCGCCACGAUUCUUCGGGCGAUAUCGUGUGAUCGAGCUCGGCCCCAACGGCAUGGACACCGUGCGCCUCGCCCCUGAAGUCUCUGGCAGUCGAUCGGCUCGUCCGAUCACACGCCACGUAGCUUUUACUGUGCUUGGUCGAAGUACGGCUGACGUGGAUCGAGGACGAAGCGCACCCGCCUUGCAUAGAGCGGCUGGAGUUGCUGUUUAUCCAAGCCUGGCGCACCAACGUGGAGGGAGAGCUCCUCGCAUUUUUAUUCGGUGCAGUAUGGCGCAGCCAUCAGAACUUAUCACGCAAGAGCUCACGAUCCCGGUAGCGCAGCUGGCGGACGACCUCCCUCUUGACAUCAUCUCGCAAGACGACGAGCAUUCAGUUCCCCAUGUCCUUUCUCGCACCUUGACACCUCGUCUUCAGUGGUCGGCUUGCGUAGAAGGAGCCGCGGAACGCAUCCCGCCGUCGCAGGGACAACAUUUGGAUCCCCGGGCGAUUCGUGACCUUGCCUUCUUCAGGCCGCCUACAACGGAGCAGCUUGCAGCCAUCAUAGAGGAGGAAGAGGGGGAAGAAAGCACUGAGAGUGACGACGGGGAAGACGAGCGGGAAGAAAGUGAGGAAGGCGACGAAGUACUUGGGGAAGAAGACGAAACCCCCGAAGAAGGAAGCUAUAGCGAGCAUAGCGAGGGGGAGCAGAGCGAAGAAGAGGAAGAAGACGAAGAAGGAGAAGAAGGGCACGAAGAAGAAUCUGUUGGACCAGAGUGGGAAGCCGUACCGGAAGAAGCGCUGCGCACAGGUACAGAGGCAGAAGAUCCCAAGGCGGCCCGUAAAAGGGAAGAGAUCGCGGGCAGGAAGACGAAGUUAGAACUCGCAGGCGCGGCGAGUCUGCAGAUCUGCGACGACCCGAAYCGAGAUCCGGAGCCGCCUCAACCUGAAGAUGGCAACCUCGCGGCCACGACUCCGGCCCCAUCGGCACGGCGAYGAAGCCGAUCCCCCCCCUCCCCAACCCGUCCCUCAGUUCGCCGACGUAGCGAUAUGGGCGAUCGGCCUUCGUCCCCGAUUGCUCUCUCGCCGUCCCCUUGACUACCUCACCCUUCGCCAACUCACCACCCCCGUCA
This is a messenger RNA of Chara braunii, 1660 nucleotides long. NCBI's taxonomy places the organism in Eukaryota, Viridiplantae, Streptophyta, Charophyceae, Charales, Characeae. The record is from the annotation of a GenBank genome assembly.